UUGGAAAUACAACAGUCGCGGGGAGUCGCUCUAACUUUCUGUGCAAGAUUCAACAAAUUGCUUCGACAGCAACCAGAGCCGCGCGCUGCCUGCAGAUCUGCAGCAUAUAUUGCGGUUUUCUCUUUGCUCUUCAGAACUGGCGUUUUGAAUUCAUAUCACUCAAGUGUCAGAGACAUUUUUAAAAUUUUGUGAGCUUUGUUUUUUUCUGGAAAAUAAAGCCUGCGAUCAUAGAUUUGCAUUUUAUAACUUUCUCAUUUUUUCCUUUUACAUUAUCCUUGAAGAACGGGGGGAAUUUCUUUCAAGCCACGUCAAGCGAUUUUUAGAACGUUUCUUCAAGUCUGAACUUUGAUUUAUUUCACCUGAAAUUGUUUAUCUAAAGUUUUCGCAUGAAUCUACUCGACCCGUUUCUUAAAAUGACAGACGAGCAAGAUAAGUGUCUCUCUGACGCCCCGAGCCCGAGUAUGUCAGAGGAUUCUGCAGAAUCUCCGUGCCCGUCCGGGUCUGGGUCCGACACUGAGAACACAAGACCGUCCGAAAACGGUCUGCUGGGAACCGACGGUGCCCUCGGCGACUUCAAGAAGGACGAAGAGGACAAAUUCCCCGUCUGUAUACGGGAUGCGGUCUCCCAAGUGCUGAAGGGCUACGACUGGACCCUGGUGCCCAUGCCAGUCAGAGUGAACGGAUCGAGCAAGAAUAAGCCUCACGUCAAGAGACCCAUGAAUGCCUUCAUGGUGUGGGCGCAAGCUGCCCGCAGGAAGUUGGCAGAUCAGUAUCCACAUCUUCACAACGCGGAGCUCAGCAAAACUCUUGGGAAACUCUGGAGAUUGCUUAACGACGGAGAAAAACGUCCUUUCGUGGACGAGGCAGAGCGUCUGAGGGUGCAGCACAAGAAAGACCACCCCGACUACAAGUACCAGCCCCGGCGCAGAAAAUCUGUGAAAAACGGCCAGAGCGAACCGGAGGAAAACGAGCAGACCCACAUCUCUCCGAACGCCAUUUUCAAGGCUCUGCAACAGGCCGACUCUCCCGCGUCCAGUAUGGGCGAGGUGCACUCUCCCGGAGAACAUUCAGGUCAGUCCCAGGGUCCACCCACCCCUCCCACUACCCCCAAAACCGAGGUGCCCUCAGGCAAAGUGGACCUGAAGCGCGAGGGGCGCCCCCUUCAGGAGGGCACGGGCCGCCAGCUCAACAUCGACUUCCGGGACGUGGACAUCGGGGAGCUGAGCAGCGACGUCAUCUCCAACAUCGAGGCCUUCGACGUCAACGAGUUCGACCAGUACCUGCCUCCCCACGGGCACCCGGGGGCUCCCGUCCCCAGCCAGGUCCACGGGCAGGGCGGGCAGGUGGGCUACGCGGGCAGCUACGGCGGGGCCGCCGGCGGGGCGGGGGUGCCCCAGGCCACGGGCGCGGGGGGCCACGGCUGGAUGCCCAAACAGCCCCAGCAGACCCUCGGCGCGCUGGGGGCAGACCAGGCCCAGGGCCAGCAGAGGCCCACGCACAUCAAGACGGAGCAGCUGAGCCCCAGCCAUUACAGCGAGCAGCAGAGCUCCCCGCAGCCCAUCAGCUACGGCUCGGCCUGCUUCAGCCUGCAGCACUACAGCACCUCCUCCUACGGCGGCAUCGCGCGCGGGGGCACCGGCCAAUACGACUACUCCGAGCACCAGGGCGGGGCCGGCCCCUACUACAGCCACACGGGCAGCCAGGGCUCCGGCCUCUACUCCAGCUUCGCCUACAUGGGGCCCAGCCAGAGGCCUAUGUACAGCCCCAUCGCCGACAACACAGCGGUGUCCUCGGUCCCCCAAAGCACCCACAGCCCCCAGCACUGGGAGCAGCAGCCUGUGUACACCCAGCUGUCCAGGCCCUGAAGGGCCCCCCCCCCUCUGACUCUGACCUCCCCACCCUGAUGGCAGAGACUUUUACCGCAAAACUGUCUCGCCAUGAGAGACUGUCCCAUCCGGCGCAUCACCCCUUCCACAAACCUCACCGCCCUGCACAAGAAAAAACGA
Molecule: messenger RNA, 2006 nt
Organism: Conger conger (European conger)
Lineage: Eukaryota; Metazoa; Chordata; Actinopteri; Anguilliformes; Congridae
Product: transcription factor Sox-9-B-like
Exons: 3
Coding region: 387-1865 (492 amino acids)
Biological process (GO): chondrocyte differentiation; negative regulation of transcription by RNA polymerase II; morphogenesis of an epithelium
Cellular component (GO): nucleus
Molecular function (GO): RNA polymerase II cis-regulatory region sequence-specific DNA binding; DNA-binding transcription factor activity, RNA polymerase II-specific
Source: RefSeq, a predicted model, not a curated record